AUGAAUCUGAGCAUUCGAACUUCCAGCCCUGAAGCUGAGCUCACUAACCAGGAACCAUCUGACGUCCAAGUGGAGAAGAAGGACGACGCAGAGGUGGCGGGCCUCGGCUCUGAAGCUGAAGCUGACCCAGAAGCUUCAGGAGAAGCUACUGGACGUGGAGCAGAUCAGGAGAAAGAGGAGCAGCAGCAGCAGCAGCAGCAGGGGGAGCAGGGGGAACAGGGGGAACAGCAGCAGCAGGGGGAGCAGCAGCAAGCGGAGGAAGUGCCAGCUAGACAGCGACAGCCUGAGAACGAGGUCUCAGAAGUAGAGAUCCCCAAUGUGGGCAGGAUCAUGGUGAGGGCCGAUGCCGACGGAUACAACGAAGAGAUGAUGCUGACUCCGGCGAUGCAAGGCGUCAUUCUAGCCAUAGCCAAGGCCAGAUCAACUUUUGAUAAGGAAGGACCUGAGGCUGGCCUCAUCAGGGCCUUCCAUGAAGAGUACGCCCGCCUGUUUGAGCUCUCCCAGCAGGAGACCACUCCCCAGGAGGACGCUCGGCUGCAGCACGCUCUGGUCUACUUCUUCCAGAAUAAAGCACCCAAGCGGAUUAUUGAGAGGACGCUGCUCGAGCAGUUUACUGACCGCAACCUGAGCUUCGAUGAGAGAGCCAUCAGUAUCAUGAGGGAAGCCCGAUCCAAGCUGCGUCUCAUCAAGCCCGAGGAUAUGGACAUGGAUGACUACCUGCAAUGGCACGAUGACUACAGGCUGUUCAGGACGGUGUUUGUCUACCUGCUGACUGGACUGGAGCAAUACCAGCAUGGGAAGAUACGAGAGGCGUUGAACUAUCUGGCUCACGCCUACGAGACCAACGUCGCCCUGCUGAAUAACGGAGAGAAACGAGGCGUGGAAAAGUCUCUUAUUGCAGUUUACAUGAGGAAAUGCCUCACUACUUUGAACGAGAGUGCAUCGCGGCUGUUUAGCAGCGGCGAGGAGAGCAAGGUGGAGGAAGGUGUGUCCAUCAUGGACGAGGCCGUCAUCCCCUGCCUUCACCUAAUGAGCCGUGACGCUGCUUUAACGCAGGAAGACCGCGACACCAUGGAGAACAUCCGCAGCCACUGGUGCUGCUGCCUCGGUCAGGACAUGGAUGACUCAUUGCAGGUGAAACUGGGUGAGUUUCUGCCUCGCGUCCUGGACUGCUCAGCUGAGAGAGUCGUGCUUAAAGACCCACCCGAAGUCCAAGCCAACCUGGAUCACAACCUGUGUAGUCGCUUGGCCGCCGUCAUGGAGUCCAUCCACAGCACCUCCAUAGUAACUGUGAAGUAAAAAAAACCCCAUGGAUGAAGAGUCACGGCUUUGAACUGUGCGUCCUACAGUACCUGCCAGCAACCAUCGGCCAAAUGAUGUAUUCCUUUAUAAUUUGCUGGUUUGGGCUGUAAAUGUAUAUUAUUUUGAUGUGUUGGCAUAGCUAGCUGU
This is a messenger RNA of Scomber japonicus (chub mackerel), 1449 nucleotides long. RefSeq names its product ubiquitin carboxyl-terminal hydrolase 28-like. NCBI's taxonomy places the organism in Eukaryota, Metazoa, Chordata, Actinopteri, Scombriformes, Scombridae. Bases 1 to 1299 code for a protein of 432 amino acids. The transcript is spliced from 9 exons. The record is from RefSeq and is a predicted model, not a curated record.